This is a messenger RNA of Lampris incognitus (smalleye Pacific opah), 1781 nucleotides long. RefSeq lists its product as uncharacterized. Bases 298 to 1164 code for a protein of 288 amino acids. Lineage: Eukaryota; Metazoa; Chordata; Actinopteri; Lampriformes; Lampridae. Gene Ontology annotation, molecular function: DNA binding; transcription corepressor activity. Gene Ontology annotation, cellular component: nucleus. The record is from RefSeq and is a predicted model, not a curated record. Gene Ontology annotation, biological process: negative regulation of Notch signaling pathway; positive regulation of neuron differentiation. The transcript is spliced from 6 exons.
GAAAAUUACACCGCAUCUAAAGUCCACGCGUUUGUCAAACGUAAUUUAGACGACCAACGGACAUGCCGCAUUUAACAGACCUCGUGGGAGUGACUAUUUCGCGCGUUUUCCCAAUUUCCCUGGCAAUUAGACCGGGCUCUAUGUACUACACACUACUGCAGUAGUACUACUACUUCCUCUACUACGCAGUAUUUCCUAUUACUGCGCGUCUUUUGUUCCCAGCGCGUAUCGCCGCGCAGCUUUCCGCGAAGCGAAGCCCGAGAGCAGCGGAACAACCACCCACCCCCCCACACACACAUGCCACCCAAGAGAGCGGCUGAAGGAGCGACAACACAGCAGCCAUUUAAAAUGAUCAAAAUCGGAGCGGAGACGCAAGACGUCGGCUGUGACCCCUCGGAGGAAAAGUACCGCUUAGCCGAAGGUCCCAGUUAUUCGCCUCUAGCCAACCACGAGGGUGAACACAUUGGCUUUGAAGAGGAAAACGACCCGAGUCCCGGGAUCAGAACGGACACGAUAAGUCUCCUCAUGAAAAUAGAGCAACUGCAAGCCGAGCUCAAGUAUGAACGCAGGUGUAGAGUGCUGGCCGAGAGGGAAUUGAGGGAACUCAAAGAGAUGAACAGCCUCAUGCUGCAGAUGAGACACACGGCACAUGAGCUCCGAGUUACUCUGGAUCACGUCCAGCAUGGGAAUGAUGGAUCGCAGGGCAGUGGGGAAGGAACUGUAUCUUUCAUUCCAAACCAUGAGGCAGAAAUGAGAAUACCUCAUCAAAUCUCAGAGGAGGACAGCAACUAUCUAUAUCUGUCAGAGGGUCUGCGUGUCCCCAGGAACCUCUACGAGCGCAUCGCAGAGAUCACAGACUUCAAAAAAUACACUUCAGCACUGUUAAUGAUGCUUUUUGACAGAGAAACCCUUGCCACACACUCUUUGCAAGGUCGCCGGACCAGCGCCACUGGAGAUGAUUGCCAAAAGCCACAACUCCCACCGGAAAUCUUGAGCAAUAUUAUUGAUCACGUGGGACAGAAGUUUGGAGUGGAUAGCAGCCAAAUAAAAACUGCGAUCCGAACAAAACUGAAUAAUGAAGACAAACUAUUGAAAAAAAGGAUGGGAGUGGGAUUGGUUAAAGCUGAAAACAAUACUGCAGGUUUUGAUCAAAGCUCUGGGUAAACAUUUACAAUUUUUAGAUUUAAAACCAUCUGAUAGAAAACAAUGACUAUCCUUGAUAGUUGUGAUGUAAAUAAAACUUUUUGUGUUCUGUUAGUCAGUAGCAUUCAUUCACUGCACAAAGGUAUGCCUUGUAGGUUGCCCGUUUUGGUAUCAGUAUAUUUAGUAUGUUUGGUAGAUAAUGACAUGUAGCAGGUUUAGUUACCUUGGUACCCAAGUGAGUAGUGAAACAUGCAAUUUAAAUUUUCGAAAAUCCUUAAAUGACCAAGUAAGUAACUGUUUAUCAAUCACAGUUUCAUUUAUUGGGAAAACUGAAUAUCCAUCCUUUGUCAGAAGUUUCCGGUCAGCCAGUCUGUAAUUAUUGAAUCAAGGGGAUUCGUUUAACACUGUGUCUGUGCAUUUUGUUCACACUUUCACUUUGUUUAAUGCAACUGCAAAAUAUUUUUGGAUUAUCUGGCCCUCUGUUGCCACGAAUACCUGUCACAGCACCUUUUUUUUUUGUUUGAUGUAAAAUUCAUCCCCGAGGGGGAAAUUUCCCCGGUUUCCCCUCGGGGGAUGGAUGAAUAAAGUCUUCUGAUUCUGAUUCUGAUGUGUUUUAGUGCCCUAAGGCCCAAUAAACU